This is a messenger RNA of Cryptococcus amylolentus CBS 6039, 948 nucleotides long. RefSeq lists its product as hypothetical. Lineage: Eukaryota; Fungi; Basidiomycota; Tremellomycetes; Tremellales; Cryptococcaceae. The record is from RefSeq and is a predicted model, not a curated record. Gene Ontology annotation, biological process: ubiquinone biosynthetic process. Bases 1 to 948 code for a protein of 315 amino acids. The transcript is spliced from 3 exons. Gene Ontology annotation, molecular function: methyltransferase activity.
AUGCACCUUCGCAGCGCAGCCCCCGCCCUCAGAGCCGCCGCCAGGCUGCCCCCCAGACACCUCUCCACCACCGCCGCCCGCCUCGCCAUCCCCGACCCUGCCGCAGACAAGACAACCCACUUUGGCUUCCGAGAUGUCCCCGAAUCACAGAAAGAGUCUCUUGUCGGCUCUGUCUUCAGCUCGGUCGCUUCCAGCUAUGAUAUCAUGAACGACUCGAUGUCCCUCGGUAUUCACCGUCUCUGGAAAGACGAAUUCGUCUCUUCCAUGCUCCCCCGUCUCCCCCCGUCCUUCCACCGCAACGCCUCGGAUCCCGUCUUAGCAGACAAGCCAGUAUUCAAGUGUCUCGAUGUCGCCGGAGGUACCGGUGAUAUCGCUCUGAGAUUACUGGACCGAGCCAAGGACAAGUUUGCGUGCAGGGAUAUCGAGGUCGAGAUCGUCGAUUUGAAUGAGGGCAUGUUGAACGAGGGCAGGAAGAGGGUCACAAAGACCAUGUACUACAACACCCCUCAGAUCGCCUUCACCCACGGCAACGCCCAACAACUCCCCACCCACAUCGCCGACAACUCUAUCGACCUCUACACCAUCGCUUUCGGUAUCCGAAACUGCACAUCCCUUCCCGCCGUCCUCUCGGAAGCUUACCGCGUGCUCAAGCCCGGAGGCAGAAUUGGUGUGCUUGAGUUUGGCAAAGUGCAGAACCCUCUCUUGCGGGAAGUGUACAGGCAGUACUCUUUCCAAUUCAUCCCCGUGAUGGGCAAAAUCCUUGCCGGAGAUGCGGAGAGCUACCAAUACCUCGUGGAGAGUAUUGAGAGGUUCCCCAGCCAGCCCGAAUUCGCCAAGUUGGUGCAGGAGGCUGGCUUCAAGACCGGGCAAUUGAAGGAGGGCAAGGGUGGUGCGUGGGUUGACUUUACCUUUGGUAUCGCAACCAUGUGGACUGGUGUCAAGGCUUAA